AUGGACUUGUGCGCCGCAUUGAACCUCAAAAGCCUUCCAACGAGGGUGAAGCAAUUGUGCCUUGUGAUCUCAAUCCCAUCUUUGUUGUGGGGGCAAUUGAUUCAGCAACUACCAAGUGGAUCAAGCUUCACAAUCGUUUCGGAUUCCUGCCACAGUGGUGGUCUGAUUGAUAAAAGUAAAGAACAAAUUGGACCCCAUAGUACUCUAAGGGGUAUAGCACCACCUGUUGAUUACAAGACUAAGGGCAUUUCCUUUGGAACCUUAUUCGACUGCCUAGUAACAGCAGCCAACGUCAUAAUCGCGGCACAAGGCUUAUUGGCCCCAAGAGCAGUUGACAAUGCCAUCAACACUGGAACAGAUACUAUGACGGGUAUUGGCUCUCUUUUGACCACAAUCUUUGGGAACAAUGUGAGUCUCAAAUUUCUACCCCAUUAUGAACGUGAUAUUUUGAAUUUAAGGUCACUGACGGAGGAUGAGGGAAUUCUGUUAAGUGGGUGCCAAGCCAAUGAGCUUUCAAUUGAUAUGCUAGCGAGUGACAAAACCGGAAGAAAGGCGUUUGGGGCCUUUACCUAUACAGUUCUGAAGGUCAUUGUCGAAAUCAUUUUUUAUUUGCAAAAAACGAGGAUAGACUUUAAAACGAGUGUGUAG
Messenger RNA from Gossypium arboreum, 648 nucleotides. RefSeq names its product metacaspase-9-like. Bases 1 to 648 code for a protein of 215 amino acids. Lineage: Eukaryota; Viridiplantae; Streptophyta; Magnoliopsida; Malvales; Malvaceae. The record is from RefSeq and is a predicted model, not a curated record. The transcript is spliced from 2 exons.